Messenger RNA from Scleropages formosus (Asian bonytongue), 1214 nucleotides. RefSeq names its product myosin-IIIb-like. The record is from RefSeq and is a predicted model, not a curated record. Bases 22 to 1194 code for a protein of 390 amino acids. Gene Ontology annotation, cellular component: stereocilium tip; photoreceptor inner segment; filopodium tip. Lineage: Eukaryota; Metazoa; Chordata; Actinopteri; Osteoglossiformes; Osteoglossidae. Gene Ontology annotation, biological process: sensory perception of sound; positive regulation of filopodium assembly; regulation of actin filament length. The transcript has 11 exons. Gene Ontology annotation, molecular function: ATP binding; microfilament motor activity; protein serine/threonine kinase activity.
CUGUACCCUUACAAGUCUAGCAUGAUUGGGCUGGAGUCUCUGGCAGAUCCCUCUGGUAACUGGGAUAUAGUGGAGACCAUUGGGAAAGGAACAUAUGGGAAAGUCUACAGAGUAACCAACAGAAAGGAUGGGAGCCAGGCUGCAGUGAAGGUCUUGGACCCCAUCAGUGAUGUUGAUGAAGAGAUUGAAGCAGAAUACAAUAUCCUGAGGUCCCUGUCCAACCACCCCAAUGUGGUGAAGUUCUAUGGAAUGUUCUACAAGGCAGAUGAUAUCUCCGGGGGACAACUCUGGCUGGUGCUAGAGCUGUGCAAUGGGGGCUCCGUAACUGAUCUCAUCAAGGGCCUGCUGGCGUGUGGUCGCCAUUUGGAGGAGCCUGUUAUUUCAUACAUCUUGUAUGGAGCACUCCUGGGACUGCAGCAUUUACACAGCAACCGAAUCAUCCAUCGUGACGUCAAGGGGAACAACAUCCUUCUGACAACAGAAGGAGGAGUCAAGCUUGUUGACUUUGGAGUCUCUGCUCAGCUCACAAGCGCUCGUUUGCGGAGGAACACGUCUGUCGGUACCCCCUUCUGGAUGGCUCCCGAGGUCAUCGCUUGUGAGCAGCAGUAUGACUACUCUUACGAUACCCGCUGUGACGUCUGGUCGCUGGGCAUCACAGCCAUCGAGCUUGCCGAUGGAGACCCCCCUCUUUCAGAGAUGCAUCCAGUCAAAGCCCUCUUCAAGAUCCCACGGAAUCCACCACCCACACUACGCCAUCCGGAGAACUGGUGUCGGGCAUUCAGCCACUUUAUUGCGCAGUGUCUGAUCAAGGACUUUGAGAGGCGACCGUCAGUGACCCACCUUCUGGAGCAUCCGUUUAUCAAGCAGGCCUACGGGAAAGACAUGGCCUUACGCCACCAGCUAGCUGCUCUAAUCAAAGAGCAACAGAAGUUGUCUUGUCAGGCCAAAUCCAAGCAUGAGAGAAUCAAUACUCGUAAAACCCUAAAAAGUGAGAGCUGUCCUGAUGACGAUUUGGUGAAUCUCGAAGUUUUAAGCGAGGAAGUCAUCAUCUCUCAUCUCCAGAGGAGGUAUGGUGAACUCCAGAUCUACACAUACGUUGGUGAUAUCCUCAUCGCUCUCAAUCCUUUCCAGACCCUUAACAUUUACUCACCACAGCAUCACCUGGCAACCCCCAGGAUGUCAGCAGAUUGUUAGAAAUCGUUUUUGAAUCAGGC